Messenger RNA from Amblyraja radiata (thorny skate), 3245 nucleotides. RefSeq names its product centrosomal protein 85L (gene cep85l). Bases 491 to 3043 code for a protein of 850 amino acids. Lineage: Eukaryota; Metazoa; Chordata; Chondrichthyes; Rajiformes; Rajidae. The transcript has 14 exons. Gene Ontology annotation, cellular component: centrosome. The record is from RefSeq and is a predicted model, not a curated record.
AACUGCAUUUUAAAUGCUCGCAAUACAACAAGGCCUGCACUGUAAAACUGGAAACCAUAUGUGGGGAGAAAAAAACUUCUAGGGUUGAUUGAUUUUUUUUUUUUUCUCUCUCUCUUUCGUUCUCCUCCUGGAAGCCUGUGAAGGUUUACAGGCUCAGCUAAUAAGUGGCAGACCAGAGAUUUGUGGGAGGAGAUUUGGCUCUAUUGAAUUUGUCAGUGAGCAGAGUGCAGCUCAGAGUGAGAUCACAUCCUCACGGUAAAGGCUGUCCAUAUCAGUGUAUCGCCGCAGCUUGGGGGCUGCAUGAUAUCCUCAGGGUUACAACAGCAGGAAACCAAAAUCGUUUUGCUUCACUCUCGGGAGUCGCGUCCGUGGUCAGCUCAACAAAAUGGGCCUCAAGUAGGAUAGUUUUCUCAAGAAGUAGAAUCAACUGGAUCUGGUACUUUUAUGGUCAAUUCUGGAGUACUUUUGGUCUCAUACUUAACUCAUCGCUAUGUGGGGCAGAGACAUUUCAGACCACAAGAAUGGCUUUACGAUCUGCAGAAGACGAGCAGGUCCUGAUGUUCCACAUGCAGGAUGGGUUCCAGGUUGUGAAGCAGGGUGGCCAGUCUCCACACCCUUGACCAGUGGUCAGAACAUCACCAGCAGAAGAUUCAGUGCUGCCUCUGAUAGUGGAGACACUGGAAUAGGCACUUCAAGUUCAGAUAGCAUUGAAGAGCACUCAAGUGGAAUCUCAUCCUUUAAACCAAUCCGAUCACACAUUGUCAUCCCUACAGCUCAUGUUAUGCCUUCUACCUCCAAUCCCUCAUUAACCAGGCCUGGAAAACAAGACAGACCUACCUGUUCUAAAGGGAAUCUUUUUCAGACGUUGCCUGGGAAGCCUACAAAUAUUUUUAUACUGAACCCUUCUUUAGACAUGAAGGACCCCCGACCCAUCAGGAAAUGGUCAUCUCUCUCCAAACUCAGUGGACCAGGAAAGGAAAGUCCUGACGGUGAUGUUUCUGGCAACGGGAACUUUGUAAGCAGCAUCGUCACUGUAUCAAAUUGUAACGCAAAACUCUGCACAUAUGGGGGCAAUGUAACGGAAAACUGUAUACAUCCCAACACGGAAUAUUUGAAAAGCCAAGACACAAAAAGUUGGAAUACAUCUACCAAAGAGUCCCCCCAGAACCAAUAUCCACUUUCUGAUGGGCAGUACAAAUUUGAGAGUCUUUAUAAUGCUGCAGGUGACUCCUCUUUGUCAGAGUCAACGUCUAGUAAAAAACCCUCAGAUUUAGCAUUCAGUGCCUUCUCUGCAACCAAAGCAACCAAAGAUGCCAGGGAGACCUGUGGACCAAGACAUGGUUUUACUUCUUUAGAGCAUCAGCCUGCUUUCGGGACAACAGCACCCACUUCUCUGAGGACUCAGCUGUGGCUUAGCGACCAGAUGCUAGCCUCUACUCUUGGCCUUCGACCUGCAGAAAGAUCUUGUGCUAUCACUGGUUGCCAGCUCAAACAGCGGCAGCAGCAACCGUGGCAAGAAGCUGAUCACAUGCAGGCAGGUGGUUCCAAGUGUAAGGAGGACUUUAAUUCAAAUGGUUUUAUCAAUUGGGUUGCAUGGAUGAAUUAUCAGCUCAACAGACAUACUGCAAGGCAGCCUAGAAAGAUGCACAAUAAGCCACCAUUGCAGGUUUCAAUGGUCUUCCCCACACAGUUAGACCAAGACCCAAGUCAAAAGGAUGCACAGUUACAGAUAAAGGAGAGGUUACUAAGGAAAAAGGACAUAAUUAUUGAAAGCCAGGAGCAGCAAAUCUUCCAACUUCAGCGUAAAAUUCAAGAAAAUGAAUUACGAGCACAAAAAGCAUUUUUGGAGCAGUGUGAACCGACACACAUGCUGAAAACACAGCAUCAGUCUUCAUGUGAGAAUAUAAGACACACGCGGUUUACAGAAAUAUCCAAAGUGCUUGACUGUGGGAAAAAAGAUCUCUUGCAAAGGUUGUCUGCGGCUGAACUUGAAAUUCUACAUCUUAAAGAAACUCUCAAGAAAAACACACAAAAAUACAUGGAUGAAACAAAGAAAAUCGAAGAGAAGAUGAAAGCACGAGAGAAAUAUAUCAGCAGUCUGAAAAAGAAGCAGCAGAAGGAAUCAGAGCAAAGCUAUGAGCGACAACAGCGGAUAGAAACCUUGGAGAACUACCUUGCAGACCUGCCCACCUUGGAUGACUUUCAGAUUCAGAGCCAGCAGCUUACAACCCUGGAAGAAAAGAAUGAACAGUUUCAGAACGCCUUCAAAGAUUUUGAGAAAAAGCUGGGAGAAAAACGAGUCCUUUGCAGAGAAAAGGAGGUACUUCUGGAGAAUCUAAAGAAAAGGGAGAAGGAGUUGGUUGCUACUGUGCAAAGCCUACAGCAGAAAGUAGAGAAGUGCCUGGAAGACGGAGUUCGGCUGCCCAUGCUGGACGUGAAGCAGCUCCAGAUUGAGAAUGACUAUCUCAGGGAAAAGUGUGAACAUGCCAGCAAGGUGAUUGACAAUCACGAACAACAACUAGAAAAGUAUAACCUAGAAAAACAGGCUCUUGAGGAAAGGUUGACAGAAGAAAAGUUUGCCUCCCAGAUGUUUAGGAAGGAGCUUGGAGAGACACAAAGAAAUUUGCAGCUGUUGAAGGACCUCAUGGAAGAUUUUUCUACAAGGAACCAAAGAGUAGCAGAAGCAAACUCUAUUUUGGAAGAACGAUCACCGGAAACUGAGAGGCCCAGGCACCCCUCAGUUGAAGAGACAACAGCCAUCCAAAACCUGCUGAAGGAAAUGUCCAUUUGUCUACAUGAUCUGCGCGCACUGUGUAAUAUUCUCACAGAGCGAGCACAGGGCAAGGAGCCAAACCUCUCACUGUUACUUGGGAUACAAUCUUUGCAAUGUUCAGGCGAUGAAGUUGAGAAUUACCACAGUGAUGAAUUUCUUUCAAAGAAGCUAACUGAUGUCUAUCAAUUAAGGAAAGAUAUUGAUGAAUUAAGGACCAUAAUAUCUGACCGAUAUGCUCAGGAUAUGGGUGACAACUGUAUUACUCAGUGACAAUGUGAUUAUCUUACAGCACUUUGCUACAGGUCAUAAGCACUUCCAUUAAAGAGCCAUGAAGCAACAUUGCAGCUACUUUUCUGAAAGAAUGAGCCGAGAAGGCAGCUUUGUUGAAAGUUGUGCUGACAUAGAUAUGAAAAUUUACUCUCAGUUUUUAACCCCACACCCUAAUUUAAAACUAUUGAAGGUAAAAAAAAAA